CUUGGGUUGUUUUGGGCCAUAAGUAUGUCUAGAAAUUAGAUGGGCUGAAGUAAAUAACAGUAAUCUUCGUUUUUACCAAGAGUAGAUAGUAAGCAUCUUUCUUGUUCACGGACCCCUGGCCCUCUAGUGCCGCAGCCAAGCGAAGCCUCCGGUUGUAUGUGAAUGCGAGUUGGAAUGAAUGAAUGAUGGCAACUGCACUUCCCUUGGUGAUUUCUCAUCCUGACCAACAACAACUACAAACUCCCCCUCUUUACAAAUGGCGAUUGCUUUUAUCUUACGACGGAACUCGAUUUUCUGGUUGGCAGUAUCAGCCGUCAACGCCAACGUUACAGGGCACCUUGGAGCAAGCCUUAACUCGAGUUACAAAACUAGAACGUAAGGAACUGUGUGUAAUUGGUGCUAGUCGGACCGACACAGGAGUUCACGCGCUUGGUCAGGUGGCACACUUUGUUACACCUUUCAAUUAUACAGAACUGCAGGGUAUGCACGCAGCGCUAAAUGGUCUUCUUCCUCCCGACAUUCGGGUUAGAGAAAUCAGCCCUGCACUUCCUGAAUUUCAUGCUCGGUUUUCAGUCACCGGGAAGAUUUAUCGUUACAUGAUUUAUAAUGAUACUGUGAUGGACCCGUUCCAUCGUCUAUAUGCAUUUCAUAAUCUUUCCAAGCUCAACAUUUCCGUCAUGAAGGAAGCUGCCAAGUAUUUUGUAGGGAGACAUGAUUUUUCUGCUUUUGCCAAUACACAACGUAAUGAUCGGGUACUUAGCCCAGUGAAGAAUAUAUUUCGAAUGGAUAUAACUGAAAAGGGACCCAUUUUGCAUAUUGAAGUUGAAGGAUCUGGGUUUAUGUAUAGGCAAGUCCGAAACAUGGUUGCUUUAUUGCUACAAAUCGGGAAGGAGGCAGUACCGCCAGAAAUUGUUCCAAAAAUUCUAGCAACAUGUGAUCGCAAGGAACUUGCAAAGGUUGCUCUUGUAGCUCCGCCUCAUGGUCUUUGUCUUGUCGAGGUCAAGUAUAAAGAGGAACAUCUUCCGCAUCCUGAGGAUGGACCCGCAACUAGUUUUGGUAGGCAUCAUAGUAUAAGCAAGUGUAAGCUGCAAUAUUACUGAAGUCUUCAUAUUCAUUUUUACAAACACUAAAAAGUAAUUUAGUAUGUGGAGAUUGAAAUGAGCGAAACGAGGUGAGAGCGUCAACAAUGCAAUGUCUAAACGGAUGAGGCAUCCCAUUCAUUGCUCACGAUCGGCACUAUAUCUUUACUAACUGCUGCACUUUCUCCCCGCUUUCAUGCAACCAAAACAUGCCAAACUUUCAUGCUCAAAUUCUUUUAAAUAAUGUGCCUCCAUCACUUGUUUCAACUUAUAUUAUAAGAGCAGAAGCGUGAACUUA
Molecule: messenger RNA, 1377 nt
Organism: Helianthus annuus (common sunflower)
Lineage: Eukaryota; Viridiplantae; Streptophyta; Magnoliopsida; Asterales; Asteraceae
Product: tRNA pseudouridine synthase A 1
Exons: 6
Coding region: 183-1100 (305 amino acids)
Biological process (GO): tRNA pseudouridine synthesis
Molecular function (GO): pseudouridine synthase activity; RNA binding
Source: RefSeq, a predicted model, not a curated record